This is a messenger RNA of Aspergillus lentulus, 2385 nucleotides long. Lineage: Eukaryota; Fungi; Ascomycota; Eurotiomycetes; Eurotiales; Aspergillaceae. The record is from RefSeq and is a predicted model, not a curated record.
AUGAUCUCUCCGCAAGAACAAAAGACUAUAAAUUCCCUCCAGUCCAACUGGAUCUGGGCCCCAAACUGGAUCGACUCCUCGCCUGCCAACACAGCCGGUAAAAUUGUCCGAUUCACCCAUGACAUAUCUCUCUCUUCCACUGCUACACGAGCUCCAGUUCAUUGCUCUGCGGAUACACGCUAUAAGCUCUAUGUCAAUGGCGUACGGGCAGCAGUUGGACCCGCCCGCGGCAGCCCGCUGAUCUGGUACUAUGACACGGUGGACAUCGCGCCUUAUCUGCGUGUGGGAGAGAAUGAGAUUGUAUUUGUUGUGCUGAGGUAUUUCAAUGCGUGCAGGGGCGCGAUGCCCUUUGAGAGGACGGCCUUUCCAGGGCUGACGGUUGUGGGGACCAUCGAGACGGAGACGGAGACUGUAGAUGUGCAGACUAAGGAAGGGUGGUUGGUGCAGGUGGAUGAGAGUGUUCGCUUCCCAAUGGGACUCGUGGACGAUGUGUUUUUGCAUAUUAACGAGCGGAUUACUCCGACUGUGUUGCAAGAGCCAGUCACGCCGAUGGUGUACGGAAUACGGACGCUGAAUGGUGAUCUGUCUCCAUGGCGUGUACGGCCUCGCCAGAUCCCUAUGCCGGAGGAGUCUCCCGUGGGUGUUGGUCUUGUCCGAAAGUGCCAGAGUGGCAACCAUAUCGACGAAUGGACGGCGUUUCUGAACGCAAAGCAGACAUUGACACUCCCGCCUGGUUCCUUGCAUGUCCUUGAAAUCCAGGCAGAUGUCCAUUCAACCGCGUUCCUGCGGUGGUCCUUUCAAGCUGCGCAGGCAUCUCGCAUAACGCUCAAGAUCACCUAUUCGGAAGGAUAUGAGCAAGAGCCACGGUCAUACCCGUUUUUCCGCACAAAAGCUGAUCGACUGGACGCUGUGAAUGGACAUCUGAUUGGGCCGUAUGACGAGGUGAUAUAUGAUUUACCAGCGGGAAAGGCGGUCGUCUAUGAGCCUUUCUGGUUUCGGACAUUCAGACUGAUCCGGCUUGAGAUCACCAGUGGGCCUGCACCAGUUGAGCUUCUGUCAUUCAACGCUACCCAGGUCAAUUAUCCGAUGGCUGUCAAGGCUAGCUGGCAGGAAGAUGGAGACAAGUACAGCGAGAGGAUCUGGGAGGUCUCUAUCCGCACGUUGCGCAACUGCAUGUUCGACGGGUACUCCGACUGUCCGUUCUACGAGCAACUCCAAUACUCUGGCGACAGCCGCUCCGUCGGUCUAUUCCACUACCUCCUCUCCGGCGACGACCGGCUCAUGCGCCAGGCGAUCACCAACUUCGCCGCCUCCGUCACCCCAGAAGGCCUCACCCAGUCCCGGUUCCCUUCGCACGUCCCGCAGAUCAUCGCUGGGUUCUCCCUCUACUGGAUCCUCCAAGUCUGCGACCACCACCUCCACUUUGGCGACACAGCCUACGCCCGCUCGUUCCUCCCCCGCAUCGACGGCGUCCUCGAGUUCUUCCACGCCCACAUCGACCCGCUCGGGCUGGUAAGCAACCUCCCAGAUGACGUCUGGCAAUACGUCGACUGGGUGACAACCUGGGGCGCGACAGACACGCAUCCAGACAAAGGCGUCCCCACGUCGGGCCGCCAAUCAAACCGCCACACCUUCUUCAGCCUCCUCUACGCCUACGUCCUCAACCGAGCCGCGCAGCUCCUCCACGAUGUGGGCCGACCCGGUCACGCAGCCGAGUAUACCGCACGCGCGGAGGCCGUCCACGCCGCCGUCCGCGAACACUGCUACGACGGGCGCUUCUUCACCGAUUCCACGGCGGAGAUCGCCGACGCGGGAGCGUACUCGCAGCACUGCCAGGUGUUCGCUGUAUUAUCUGGUGCGGUAGCGGAGGGUGACCGCGCGCGUCUGCUGACGGAGAGUUUUGCGGAGCCCAGCUUCGCGAAGUGCUCGUAUGUGAUGCAGUUUUAUGCGCUGCGGGCGUUCUCAAUGGCGGGGGAUGAGGCAUAUGAGGCGUAUUGGGGACGGGUGUGGGAUCCGUGGCGGCGGAUGCUGGAGUGUAAUUUGACGACGUGGGAGGAGGAUGAUGUGCGGCAGCGCUCGGAUUGUCAUGCUUGGGGGAGUGUGCCAAUCUAUGAGUAUUGUACGGAGCUGGCUGGGGUGAGGGUUGUGGCCCCUGGGGCGACGAGGGUGUUGUUCAAGCCGCGGUUGAGGCUGAGUAAGGGCAUCUUGGCGCCAGUGGCAGUGGGUAAGGAGAAUGUCGCGACGGUGAGGUGGGAGACGGCGAAUGGUGAGAAGAGGGUGGAGCUGAGGUUUGAGAGACCUGUCGAUGUUGUUUCUCAGAUGCCGGGGGAGGAGAAGGUUGAGCAUGGAGUGGUGCAGUCUCUUUUCUUUACUUGGAUAGACUAG